AUGGGGAACUGCUUCGGAUGCCGCGACGAAUCUCCGGCUGAUCCGCCGGCCACAGGCAAGUCGCCGCCGCCGUCGUCGUCGUGGCCCAACAAGGAGAUGAGCGCCGGGAGCAGCAGCGGGACAAGCGGGACCAGCGGAUCCAGCGGAACCAUGAGCGGCGUGAGCAGCGGGAGCGAGGACUACGGGCGGUGGCCGAGCACCGGCGCGGACGUGGGCGGGCGGGUCCUGGACGCGCCCAAGCUGCGGGUGUUCACGCUGGCGGAGCUGCGGGCGGUGACGCGCGGGUUCAAGCCGGAGAUGGUGCUGGGCGAGGGCGGGUUCGGGCGGGUGUACAAGGGGUGGGCCGACGAGCGCAGCCUCAACCCGGCCAAGAGCUCCGCCGGCGUCGUCGUCGCCGUCAAGAAGCUCAACCACGAGAGCGUCCAGGGACUCCAGGAAUGGCAGUCGGAGGUGGACUUCCUGGGCAGGCUGCAGCACCCGAACCUGGUGAAGCUGCUGGGCUACUGCGGCGAGGACAGGGAGCUCCUCCUCGUCUACGAGUUCAUGCCCAAGGGCAGCCUCGAGAACCACCUCUUCAGGAGGGGCGCGGCGUUCGAGCCGCUGACGUGGGAGACGCGGCUGAAGAUCGCCAUCGGCGCCGCCCGUGGCCUCGCCUUCCUGCACUCGCCGGAGACGCAGAUCAUCUACCGGGACUUCAAGGCCUCCAACAUCCUCCUCGACGCCGACUUCGGGCCCAAGCUCUCGGACUUCGGCCUCGCCAAGAGCGGCCCCGCGGCGGGGAGGUCGCACGUCACCACCAGGAUCAUCGGCACCUACGGCUACGCCGCGCCGGAGUACGUCGCCACGGGCCACCUCUACGUCAAGAGCGACGUGUACGGCUUCGGCGUCGUGCUCCUCGAGCUGCUCACGGGGCUCCGGGCGCACGACACCAACCGGCCCAGCCACCAGGUGAACCUCGUGGAGUGGGCGCGGCCCUACAUCGCCUCGGGCGGCAGGAAGCUCACCGGCCUCAUGGACCAGCGGCUCGCCGGCCAGUACCCUUCCAAGGCGGCGGCCAAUGCGGCCAGGCUCGCGUACAACUGCCUCUGCGGCGACCCCAAGUCCAGACCCUCCAUGGACGAAGUCCUCGCCAAGCUCGAGGAGAUCGAGGCCAGGGCGUCGGCGCAAGGGAGCCGGGAUGCGCUGCCGCCAAGGCCUGCCCCGUCGGCGCGCCGGUCGCCCUACCGUGCUUCUUCCAGGCCCUGA
Messenger RNA from Lolium rigidum, 1245 nucleotides. Its product is annotated as probable serine/threonine-protein kinase PIX13. The transcript has 3 exons. Bases 1 to 1245 code for a protein of 414 amino acids. Gene Ontology annotation, biological process: protein phosphorylation. Gene Ontology annotation, molecular function: ATP binding; protein kinase activity. NCBI's taxonomy places the organism in Eukaryota, Viridiplantae, Streptophyta, Magnoliopsida, Poales, Poaceae. The record is from RefSeq and is a predicted model, not a curated record.